AAGAAGGUUGUCGCGGCCUCGGGCGGAGGGGUGCCGGCCGACGGUGCAUCCCGGAGAGGGGGCGGUGGCCUCGAGCGAGGAGAAGUUGCUGUGGCCUCGAGCGGAGGGGUGCCGACGGCGCAUCCCGUCCCGGGGAGGGGGCAGCGGCCACGGGAGGGAUUGAGUGGAGAGAUGCCGCAGACGAAGGCUACGGUCUCGACCGGAGGAUCUGCCGCCCUGGCUGCCCUUCACGGGAACACAACUGCCCAGGAUUCCGAAGAAUCCGCCGCCAAGCACCGUACAAAGAAGGCACGCACGGUCUCGAGCGGGGAGACCUCAAUGGUGGAUGCCGAUGCCAGCUUGGGUGGAGACAUGGCGCACGGCCACCCUGCAAAGGAGCCUGAUACUGCCAAGGACUUUCAGAAAUCUGAUUCAGACGAGACUGUACUACAUGCCAAGGAAGAAAACGAGGAGGUGAAAGAGGCGGAGCUUCUGAUCCAAAUGAUGAAUGAUCUGGGCAUAGGAGAGCAUGUCAGCGACGACGAGUUCAACGCUUACUUUGAUCAGCUACCUUCCAUGCCUCGGAUCUAUCCUGAUGCUGUCAAACUGACCAGCGAGGAGCUCGACAAGCAAGUCGUUCGCCUUGCGCUGUACCGCUUCAGAUCUUACAAACACAAGGUGAAAGAGGAGGGGAAGGACGAUACGCUGGGCCUUAAGGACGUUUCUGAGGACGAGUGUGAUCGACAGUUUCUUAAGAAGUGGGGAUACUUCAAGCCGAUCGAGGAAAAUUGGACACUUGAUUGGUAUUUCCACCCUGAUUACUGCAAAGAUCCUUCUCUGAGUGACUACCAACGCCUAGUCCUGCGAAAUUAUGGUGGUACUGAGUACGGCAGGUGGAGUGGCUACCACGAAUUCCUUUGUAGCCAUGUCAUUGAAGAAGAGUAUGCCAAUUACUGCGAGGAACUAUUCAAGCAACUACAGUGGAUGGAAGGUUAUCUAGAUGCUCGCCGGCCAUCUUAUAAGUGGGAUUGCAUAUCCUCCCGGGGAGCUUUCCAAGCAAUUAAGAUCGCUGCUACUACCUUCCCCAAGAUCAGUGCGUCUUUAGCUUACUAUGGCUACCAUGAGUGUAUAGCGAGCAUGGGCUAUGACAGUUUUUGGUUUAAGGAGUUGGACGGUGUCUAUUUUGAGAUUUGGCGGCGGGUCACGCAACGAAUGAUGAGUUUCAGAGAAGCUCUAGAGGAGGUUUAUAAUCUGGACAGGUUUCCAUUACGCCAACAUAGGAUGAAAGUUGCACUGGAGGAUGACUACAUCAUGGGGAGAAUGAAAUCGGAGUACCGUGCCUGCACGGCAGCCAUUACCCCGGAAGUUAAAGAGGAUGGAGCUAAGGAGUUGAUUGCAGAGGCAAUUAGAAAGCGGAUUAAUAAGCCAAAGUACUAUGAUGAGUACAUCAGAAAGAAGAUUCACAUCGCCCGCGUUGUUGGAAUCAUUCCUCCGCUCUAAGGAUUGAAGCAACAGUGUAAUCAAGAUUCCGAAGAAUGAGAUGAGCGUCAAACAAGCGUUGUUUAUGAGAUUACGAAAUUGAACCAUCCCUCGUCCUUUUGCACUGUGAUGUGCUGCCCACAGUGGUUGUGCGCGCAGAAAUGCUCGUGACCUAUAAGAUAAUGUGAUAGAUCAUUUAUGCAGCUUUGGUGAGCAAAUAUAGUGGUUAAUAUAUUGUUAUUAUUAUUAUUAUGCAGAGAUUUUCUUUACAUUCCAUGGUUUUCCAGUGAUAGUUACGGUGAUGAAUCUCUUCUUUCCGAAUUAGUAAAAAGAAUGACUUAUAUUUCCCUAGAGAGCUUUUUUUAAAAUGCUGAGUAGUAUGACAUGAUCGGAUACACAUAUGGUAGCUUCUUCAACUGUCAGUAGCGGGACGUUCUCUCAAUCGGGGAAGGUUUUUGGUGUGGUAAACGGAAGUAGAUAAAUCUUGGUCACUGUUGUUGUUUUCUCACCCACACAAGGACAACAUUGCGCUAACCAAGUGGCAGCAAAAGAUGCACUAAUUCAGGUUCUUCACGCCUCUGAAGAUUAUACUCCACUACGGAGUACCAGAAGUAUCAUGGCUGGACUGAAAAGGAAACCCACAUGGAGUGACCAAACGACCCACAGCUUCACUGCAGGAACUCAAACCAAAAGCAGACACCAUCAAACAAAGGACCAACGCAAGAACUUUUGCCUACAUGGAAACUGCAAAAAAAGAAAAAAAGUCAGAACAAACCCACAGCUUCACAAGGCAGCUUGCUGUUUACCAACGUGCGAUUUGGGAGCUUGAGAGCUGAGAGCUGGUAGUGAUUUCGGGCCGGCACCAAACCGUCACAUCGCCGCAUCUGUAUUUUGGUGCCUCGUCGUAUCGGCUCGGCGACUGAGCCAGGACAGACAGGGACACUGGAACCAGCAAAUAUACUGCUAGUAGAUCACCAAACUCUCGGGAGCUUACUGCUCACCAACCUCCAAAUCCCAAAAAUAUGUAAUGAUGCAGUGUGGUCUGUGCUUGGUCCUCAGCAUAAUGGACCUGUCUGCCUGUCUGAAAAAAUCACAUAAAUGGAUACAUAAAGAGUGCACCCAAUCUUCCACAGAAUUCUGCACCCUGAAAAAUCUACCAGAUCCCAAGAACAGACUCUAGGAGACAAUGAUCGACAAACUUGCUUGUUUAGAGAUCAAAAAAGCAACCAAACUUUGAGUUGGUCUCUGUAACAUAUAAACUCUCAACCAUACAUAAGAAUCAGGUAAUGUGAAGACAUCAAUCAACCUUUAUUCCCCAAUACAACAUGUUCCAAUCUCAAAAGCGAGCAAUGGAAAAGAGAUCCUGUAUGCGUGGAAAAAUGCCGUGGCAUUGCAAAAUAGUUACCAUACUAAUGCUACAGAAUCCUGCACCGGAAAAAACCUACGAAAAUCCUGAGAACAGGAAUACUGCCUCUAGGACAGAAUGAUCGUCAAACUUGCUUGUUUAGAUGUCAGAAAAGCAAACCAAACCUUGAGUGGGUCUAUUUGUAACAUAUAAACUCUCAACCAUAUAUAAGAAUCAGGUAAUCUGAAGACACCAAUCGACCUUUAUUCCCCAAUACAACAUGUUCCAAUCUCAAAAGCGAGCAAAUGGAGAAGAGUCCCGCAAACGCGGUGAAAA
Aegilops tauschii subsp. strangulata is the source of this 3139-nucleotide messenger RNA. NCBI's taxonomy places the organism in Eukaryota, Viridiplantae, Streptophyta, Magnoliopsida, Poales, Poaceae. The record is from RefSeq and is a predicted model, not a curated record.